AUGAUGGAAUCAAAAUCGCCAAGACCUGCACCUAAACCGGGACGAGUGACUGUUUAUCGAGCCUUGCGUGACUACACAGCACAAAAUGAUAAAGAAUUGUCUUUCAGUGAAGGUGAUUUGCUGUAUGUUUCCGAUAGCAGUAAUGACGAAAAAUGGUGGCCAGCACGCUGUAGAAAUCAAGCGGGUUUAAUUCCAUCAAAUUAUGUGAUGACAGCAGAAUAUGUCGAAUAUCCAUUGCAUGAUGCAGCAAGACGAGGAAAUAUACAAGGUGUUAAGGAAUGUCUCGAUAAUGCGGUGUCAGUAAAUGGUUUGGACAAGUCUGGUUCGACACCAUUGUAUUGGUCGAGUCAUGGUGGUCAUGUUGAAAUUGUUAAGUUAUUAUGUUCCAUACCCAGUAUGUGCAUUUCUGCACAGAAUAAAAUUGGCGAUACAGCGUUGCAUGCAGCCGCAUGGAAAGGUCAUUUAGAAUGUGUGAGAAUAUUACUGGAACAUGGCGCAAGUACUACAAUACGUAAUAAUGAACGAAAGCGUCCAGUGGAUCUUGCGGGUGAUCCGGAAACACGGGCCCUAAUUCAAUUGGCAAUGCGUGAGUCGAUAGAUACAAGUGAUUUCCAGAAUGACUAUAUUUCAGAAUCUGAAUCCGAAAGUGAUGAUGUCUAA
Molecule: messenger RNA, 660 nt
Organism: Cercopithifilaria johnstoni
Lineage: Eukaryota; Metazoa; Nematoda; Chromadorea; Rhabditida; Onchocercidae
Source: the annotation of a GenBank genome assembly